CAAGUCACAGCUGAUGAGCGUCAGGUGAAUGUAAAGAGAUCUGGACAUGACAUGAUGAUAUUAAAGAAUGUGUGAGCUUGUCUUGGAUUACAAACCUGGUUAACUCUGAAUGGAAAUACUCAGCAGCCUGUGAUGGAAUACUAAUAACAUUAAGUCUCCUCCCAUCAGACAAGAACUCUACGCACAAUAAAAACUUUUGUGCACUGAUGAGCCAGCUUCAGUGAGGGCUUUUCCACAAUGAGGGACCGUUUGGAGGAGCUGCAGCUGAAGGCUAGAGACUUUUCUGAGGCAGAAAGUGAGAAUAACAGCCCUUUCUCAGCGGAGGGUGAUAAUGAUGACUCUGUGGCGGUCGAGGUCAUAACGCCACAGGCUGUGGUAUUCGAGGAGGAGCCAAUCAUUGAGAAUUUUCUGUCUGAGGCUCAGCAAAUCCGAGAUGAUAUCACGGUGCUGGAUAUAGAGGUCCUUAAGUUCACCCAGCAGCAAAGGACCCUGGUGGCAACAAUGCGUCGUUUCAGCGUGAUGAAAAAGGAGAGCAGCAUAACCCGGGAUAUCAAGCUCCAGGCUGAAAGCCUCCACCGACGCUUAGAUGCCCUUUCAAAACAGGUCCAAAGGACAGAGGACCUGCAGGGACCCACUGCUGUUACAACAAGAAUACAACGCUCCCAGCAUGCAGCACUGUACCGCAAAUUUCAGCAGGUAAUGCUGCAGUAUAAUGAAGGACUGCUGACCAAGCAGGACCGUUGUAAGCACUUCAUUAUUCGGCAGCUGGAGGUAUCGGGAAGGGACGUGACGGAGGAAGAGGUGAAUGAGAUGGUGGCCACAGGAAAAUGGGAGGUCUUCAAUGAGAACCUGCUGAAUGAUGCCAGAAUCACACGGUCGCAACUAUCUGAGAUUGAACAGCGACACAAGGAGUUGUUGAGCCUGGAGAGCAAUAUGAAGGAGCUGAGGGACCUGUUCAUGGACAUUUUCAUGCUGGUGGAAGAACAAGGAGCCUACAUUGAACACAUCCAGACCAAUGUGGAGAGGACACAGGAUUAUGUGGCUACAUCUAAUGAGAAGUUCAAGUUGGCAGCCAGAUACAAGAAGAAGAACCCACUUCGACAGCUAUGCUGCUGCUGCUGCCCUCCCUGGAGAUGCUGCUUAUAAGACAUAUGCAUUUUUACCACAACGGUCAUUCCAAAGAAGGUUUUACUUUGAAAAGUCUCACUUACCUGUUGGGUGGUAAGCAAUGUUGGAUUCAAGUACCAUUAAAGUGAAGGUUAUGGUACUGCACUUUUUGCUGUUGAACAGAGCGCCAGUGAAGAUGGAUUCAGCAGAGCAUAGAAAACAAUUAGGAGGAAAGGCCAGAAUUGGUAUUUGAGGCACUUGUUUCUUUCAAGAGGAUGUGAGGCCACUGCUAUUGGAAGAGACAGUUCAGUGAGUGCUACUCACCAACACUGCUGCUUAUUGGAGACCUUCACUGUCAUUUGACAGAGGUCACAAACAAGGGAAGACCACUGUCUCUGCCACUGCUAGAUCAGCAACACCGAUAUUUCAGCUUUUUUUUUUUUUUUUUCUAAGUCUCAUCUCUAGAGCUCAGGAGCUCUAGUUAAAAACCACUUAUUUUUUUAUACAGUAGGAGCAUUUUAAGAUAUAUCUGUCUUUUUUAUCUUUUCUUCUCAGCACAAACUAUAAUUUAACGUAGCAGAGAGAGAUUCUCUUCAGAGAGAUUAUUGAGCCAUUAUGUAUUUUAUUUUUGAUCUGCAUGCCGAUGGGAGAGAUAAAUAAAUUAAUUUAUAUUUAAGAGCGGGAAUUCAAUUUAUCAAAUGGAACUGUUACAAUGUUGAGAUGACAAGCCUUGGCAUUCAUUAUGUAUCAUUAUUAUGAUAUUAAAAUUAAUAUAUAUCACAUGAAAAAGGAAACAAUGGCUUUUAAUUAGGUGGAAAGCUCCCACCUGAAAAAGGGAGAGAACAAACUAAAAUACCGGUAAUAUGUUACACCCAUUGACAGGUACUUGUCUCCUGUUUCACCUUUUACUUAAUGAUGAACGGUAAAUACAAACUUUCUGUAUUUUACCCCACUGGGAUAUUCGGUAAUUCGUCUUUCUCUCACUUACUGGUAGUGGGUGAAUUCUGAACAAGUCUGUCAUCAGUGACAGUGAUGUUCUUUCAUGACUCAGUGACCUAUGGUGUCUGGUUUCUGGGACAAAAUACAGGUGAACUGGGUGUGCCAGAGCCAGAACUGGAAAAUCUGGUUUGUAUUCCAGGAUGGCUUCUGUAUGUUCAUGUAGGGAACAGUGUGUAAACAGAACCGUUAACCUCACGCACAUGGUAAGAAGACCUGCCUCGGUUAAAUAGUCUUAUCUUAAAAUGAAACGACUACUAGGUGUGCAAAAAAAUAUAAUCCUAUGAAAACCUUUAGCAUGUUA
This is a messenger RNA of Larimichthys crocea (large yellow croaker), 2407 nucleotides long. It is a transcript of the gene stx19, whose product is annotated as syntaxin 19. The transcript is spliced from 5 exons. Gene Ontology annotation, cellular component: endomembrane system; plasma membrane; synaptic vesicle. Bases 238 to 1146 code for a protein of 302 amino acids. Gene Ontology annotation, biological process: exocytosis; synaptic vesicle fusion to presynaptic active zone membrane; intracellular protein transport. Gene Ontology annotation, molecular function: SNAP receptor activity; SNARE binding. NCBI's taxonomy places the organism in Eukaryota, Metazoa, Chordata, Actinopteri, Sciaenidae. The record is from RefSeq and is a predicted model, not a curated record.